Blastocystis hominis is the source of this 1770-nucleotide messenger RNA. RefSeq lists its product as hypothetical. Gene Ontology annotation, molecular function: protein binding. The transcript has 10 exons. Lineage: Eukaryota; Bigyra; Opalinata; Blastocystidae. Gene Ontology annotation, cellular component: spliceosomal complex; cytoplasm. Gene Ontology annotation, biological process: mRNA cis splicing, via spliceosome. The record is from RefSeq and is a predicted model, not a curated record. Bases 1 to 1770 code for a protein of 589 amino acids.
AUGGGAAGACAUAGUCGCUCUCGUUCCCGCUCUCGAUCGCACUCCCGUUCUCGAAGCGACUCGAGAGAUUAUCAUCGUCAUCGUCGCCACGGCAGUAGUCGUCAUAGGGACUCAAGCAGCUAUUUAUCACGAGCCGAAUGGAAUGAAUUAAAAACCAAAUCAAAGUUCGGUCAUUCUACGGAAGGAAAUCGUUUUGGUGACGAUGACUUGGAUACACCUUUUGUUUGGAAGAAGAAAAAUGCACAGGGCGCGACAUCGGUAUCUGAGAAGCAAUUAGUUUUGAAACGACUGGAGAACAGCGAAGAGAUUCUAAAAACGCAAGCGAAGCGAAAAGAAGAAGAGGAGCGUCGUUUGGAGCGUCGCAAAAAGCGUGAAGAGCAAGAAGAAAGACGCGAAGAAAACGAAGCCAGACUGGCGCAACAGCGAGCCCAGGAGCUGCAACUCACGCAGAAACUCAUCGGGAUGCGUCUGCGCAUUUCAGGGAACCGCGAGAAGCCCAUCGACCGCAUUCUGAAGAACAUUCUUCUGCUGAACGAACUCAACAAACCGCUCACGCCGUUCGACAACUCCGUGCUGGGCCCCGAGAUCAAAAGCGAGAAGGAGCCCGUGGAGGACAUCAUCGCAUCAUUGUCUGCCUCGGACACCACGGUUCUCCUGCACGAUCUGGACGAGAUCAUGCAAGUUCCGCAGAUGGACGCGUACUUAAACUACCUCGCAGCGGUUCGCGCGGUGAUCGUCGAGCAUUUGGGGGACAACGGCGACGACGAGAAAGCCAUCCACGAUUCCGUCGUGAACGACGUGAAGGUGCUGGUGGAGGCGAAGUCCGCGGGGGAGAUCGACUCGCUGCGGCGCGAAAUCAGCGAGCAAAUGGAGUCGGGCGAGGCGAUGGACGUGGAUUAUUGGAGCGCCGUGGUGUCGCUGCUGCGCUUGGCGGCGUUCCGCGCGACGCUGCGGUCGGAGCAGACGCGGCUGAUGGAGCAGAGCGACCGAGAAGUGCGAGCUGGGCCGGCGAAUGGCGGGGAAGUCGAGUCGAAGGCGGAUUCCGGAGAGCGAAGCGGUGGAGAGAGAGUUCAGCCCGGAGCCCGUGGCGCGGUCGGCGAUCGCCGUGAAGAAUCUGCUGGUGCUGGACCCCGAGAGCGAUCGGAAGCAGCUGAAGGAGGAGCGCGAAAUGGUGCGGCAUCGCGAAUUGGAGGCUUUGUCGUGCCGAUUGAUCAAAGAAAGGCAGGGAGCGCUGCACGCAGAGCUCGCAGAGAGUGUUCGGUUCGACCGGGCUGCAGCGUAGGGGUGGAGAAUCGCGGUGAUCGAAGAGAGAGGACCGUGAAGGAACCGUUGCAGAAGGACGAGGAGGAGAUGCGCGAUGAGAUCUGUCUGCCGCACCAGACGUUUGUGUGGCAGCAGAAAUACACGCCACAGAAGCCUGUGUAUUUUAAUAAAGUUCGGAGCGGGUAUGACUGGAACCAGUACAAUCAAACGCAUUACGACGAGAAGAACCCGCCGCCGAAGGUGAUUCAGGGAUAUUCGUUUAAUAUUUUCUAUCCCGAUCUGAUUGAUAAAAAGCAACGGCCCUCGUUCUCGCUGGAGCCCGAUCCCACCGAUAGCAAUUGGUGUGUGAUUCGAUUCCAUGCGGGGGCGCCGUACGAGGACGUGGCGUUUCGAAUUGUAAAUCGUGCUUGGGACCGAAGUAGGAAAUCGCGGUUCCGGAACGACUUUGAGCGAGGCGUGCUCCAUCUCUAUUUUGAUUUUAAAAAGUAUCGAUAUAAGUUCACAUAG